AUGAAUAAUAGCUGCAAAGAAACUCCAUCGAUUGGCAAGAAACUUGAACUGGUGUCUCCAUUACAUGGCACAUCAACGAUCGUCGUUGGUCAUCCCGUUCUAUCAACAACAUCCAUCGGUCAUCCGAAAGGGUGCACUUUGAGCAAAAACAAAUCAUCAUGGAUGCAAAGAAACUGUUGCACCUCCCUAGCUAUGAUCGAAUUAUGGGACCGUCUCUUUGAUGAAGCUUAUAGAGCAGAUGUUAAGAUUCAUACAGAUAAUGGCACCAUCAUCUAUGCACAUGCUAGUAUUCUUGGUUUUGCCUCACCUGUUUUUAGAAGUAUGUUUAAGAAAUCAAGAAGCAGAGGUAUAAUCUCAAUUCCUAUUCGUGGGGUUCCAGCAGAGGCUGUUCGUAUCUUCAUCCGAUUCUUGUACACUUCAUGCUAUGAACAAGCACAAGUGGAGGAGCAUGUAUUGUCACUCUUGGUGCUUUCACAUGCUUUUGCGGUACCAAAGUUGAAACGAGAGUGCGAAUACCAACUCGAACACCUAUUGCUGAAUGUGGACAACGUAGUCGACGUAUUUCAGCUUGCAUUGCUGUGUGAUGCUCCUCGGCUUAGUAUCAUUUGUCAUCGGUUUAUGCUAAGGAGCUUUAACGCAGUAUCUUCCUCUGCGGGUUGGAAGGCCAUGCGAGAAAGUCAUCCAGCUCUCGAGAAAGAACUUCUGGAAUCCGUUAGGGAAGAAGACCGAAGACAAAAAGAGAAGAUGAGAAAGAGGGAAGAGAGGAAGAUUUAUGCAGAACUAUAUGAAGCAAUGGAAGCCCUUGUUGAGAUAUGUCGAGAUAAGGUACAGAAAGAGGAUCAAAAGGCUUGCAAAUAUGAGGGUUGCAGAGGGCUUGAAUCCCUUGUUCGCCAUUUUUACGGAUGCAAGUUGAGAGUGUCGGGUGGAUGUCCUCAUUGCAAAAGAAUGUGGCAGCUUUUGGAGCUGCAUGCUCGUCUGUGUGCCAAUUCCAAUGCUUGUAGGGUUCCUCUAUGCAGGAGGUUUAAGCAGAAGAUUGCAAAAGCAAACAAGAAGAAGAGAAAGAAGAAGGAUGAGACGAAGUGGAACAUAUUGGCGAGAAAGGUGUUGAGAUCCAAGAGCAUCACCGGAGCUCCAUAUUUCAGGUUGGCACUAUCAUGA
Molecule: messenger RNA, 1158 nt
Organism: Cynara cardunculus var. scolymus (artichoke)
Lineage: Eukaryota; Viridiplantae; Streptophyta; Magnoliopsida; Asterales; Asteraceae
Product: BTB/POZ and TAZ domain-containing protein 4-like
Exons: 4
Coding region: 1-1158 (385 amino acids)
Molecular function (GO): protein binding
Source: RefSeq, a predicted model, not a curated record